Vigna unguiculata (cowpea) is the source of this 3024-nucleotide messenger RNA. RefSeq names its product receptor-like protein 6. Lineage: Eukaryota; Viridiplantae; Streptophyta; Magnoliopsida; Fabales; Fabaceae. The record is from RefSeq and is a predicted model, not a curated record. Gene Ontology annotation, molecular function: protein binding.
AUGAGUAUUAUUACCUUGUUGAUUUUUUUGCUACCCUUUUGCCUCUUAAACUUGAGCACCAACAACAUUUUUGUAACUGGUCAUUGUCUUGGCCAUCAACAAUCUUUGUUGCUGCAUUUGAGGAACAACCUCAUAUUCAAUCCAACAAAGUCCAAAAAACUGAUUCACUGGAACCAAAGUGAUGAUUGUUGUGAAUGGACUGGAGUGACAUGCAACAAAGGCCAUGUUAUAGGUCUUGACUUGAGCCAAGAAUCCAUCUCUAGAGGUACUGAUCAUUUAAGCAGUCUCUUCAAGUUGCAAUAUUUGCAGAGUUUGAAUUUGGCCCACAAUGAUUUUCAUUCUGAGAUUCCUCCAGAGUUCAAAAAGCUAAAGAGUUUGAGGCAUUUGAAUCUGUCAAAUGCUGGAUUUGAGGGGCAAAUUCCAAUUGAGAUUUCUUUCCUGACCAAGUUAGAAACUCUUGAUUUGUCUAACACAGUUACUUCAAAACAUGGUUUGAAUGGAGUCUUUCCAGAAAAUAUCUUCCAAAUACCAUCAUUGCAGGUGCUUGAUGUGUCUUAUAAUCCAAGUCUUCAUGGCUCUCUACCAAACUUUCCAAGUCAAAGCUCUCUCUACAACUUCAACCUUAGCCACACAAAUUUUUCUGGGCCUCUGCCAGAAUCUAUUGACAAUUUGAAGCAAUUGUCUAAAUUAGACCUAUCAAAUUGCCAGUUCAGAGGAACACUUCCUUAUUCAAUGUCAAAUCUCACCCAACUUGUUCAUCUAGACCUAUCAUACAAUAACUUUACUGGUCCUAUUCCAUCUUUUAGUAAAUCCAAGGCCAUGGUAGUUUUAUCCCUUAAUCAUAAUCAUUUUACAGGUACAGUUCCAUCUACUCAUUUUGAAGGCCUUACAAAUCUGAUAAGCAUUGAUUUAGGAGAUAACUCCUUUGAUGGAAGAGUCCCUUCAUCUUUAUCAAGACUUCAAUCUCUUCAACAUCUCAUGCUUUAUUACAACAAAUUUGAUGGUGUGUUGGAUGAAUUUCCAAAUGCUUCUGUGUCAUCAUUAGAGAUGCUUGAUUUGAGUGGCAACAACUUUGAAGGGCCUAUUCCUAUGUCUGUCUUUCAACUCAAAAGACUUCGUUUGCUUUAUCUUUCCAAAAAUAAGUUCAAUGGCACUUUACAACUUGGUGCGAUUGGGAGGCUGCAGAAUCUGUCUUCACUUGAUCUUGCACACAAUAACUUGUCAGUUGAUGCAAGAAUUGAUGAUGCAUCAACAUUUCCCAGUUUGAAAACUCUCUGGUUAGGUUCAUGCAAUUUGAGAGCAUUCCCUGAAUUUUUGAGAAACAAAUCUUCACUGCUCUACCUAGACUUGUCUAGCAAUCACAUUGAAGGAACAAUACCAAACUGGAUUUGGAAAUUUGACAGUAUGGUUAUUUUGAAUGUUUCUUACAACUUUCUGACAGAUUUUGAAGGGCCUUUCCAAAACCUUACUUCAAAUUUGUUCAAACUUGACCUUCACUCAAACAGUCUCCAAGGGCCUGCUCCUACUUUUCUGAAAAAUGCCAUUUAUUUGGACUACUCAAGCAAUAACUUCAGCUCUAUUAACUUUGUCGACAUUGCUAAUCACAUUCCUUUCUUGUACUUUCUCUCCCUCUCAAACAACAGUUUUCAUGGAAAAAUUCAUGAAUCCUUUUGUAACAUUUCAGAUCUUCGAGCACUUGAUCUUUCUCAUAACAGAUUCAAAGGCCUCAUUCCAAUGUGUUUGACAGGAAGUAGCAAACUCAGGCUACUAAAUCUUGGUGGAAAUAAACUCGAUGGUUACAUUUCGGAUACAUUCUCAACUUCAUGUUCUCUAAGGUUUUUGGAUCUUAGUGGGAAUCUUCUAAGGGGAACCAUCCCAAAAUCUCUAGCUAAUUGCCAAAAACUACAAGUUCUAAACCUUGGAAACAAUCAACUAACUGACAGAUUUCCAUGCUUCUUGAAGAGCAUCUCCUCCCUCAGAGUCAUGAUUUUAAGGUCAAACAAAUUGCAUGGGAGUAUUGGAUGUUCCAAUAACAUUGGCAAUUGGGAAACACUUCAAAUUGUUGAUUUAGCCUCCAACAAUUUCAGUGGCACAUUACCAUCAUCACUCUUACUGAGUUGGAAAACUCUGAUGCUUGAUGAAGAUAAGGGUGGACGAUUUGGCCAUCUAUACUUCAAUCUCUAUGAUGACUUUAAUCCUGUGAAUUUCAUAACUGCAAUUGUAGAUCUCAGUAGUGAGCUACAAAUAGAGUUAGCAAAAGUUAUAGCAUCAGAGCCAACCCUUAUAAUAGACCACAUAAUCUCUCAUGUAUUUGAGGAAGGUGUUGGUGUGAGAACAUACGAGGAUUCGGUUACAAUUGUGAACAAAGGUAGACAGUUAAAUUUGGUUAAAAUCCUCACUGCCUUCACUUCCUUGGAUUUCUCAUCAAACAGUUUGGAAGGGCCAAUACCAGAAGAGCUUAUGAAUCUCACUGCACUGCAUGCUCUUAACUUGUCACAGAACACUUUCUCAGGUAGCAUCCCUUCUUCCUUAGGCAAUCUGAAGCACCUUGAGUCCUUGGACUUGUCAGAAAACUCUUUGAGUGGAGAGAUUCCAACAGAGCUUGCAGAGUUAUCAUUUCUUGCUGUCAUGAAUCUUUCUUACAACCAUUUGGUGGGCAAAAUACCCACAGGCACACAAAUUCAGACAUUUGAGGGUGAUUCUUUUGUGGGCAAUGAAGGGUUAUGUGGACCUCCACUAACCCAGAACUGUGAUGGUGGAAGGAAAAAGCUUUCACCACCAGCAUCUGAAACGCCUGAUUCUGAUACAAAGGGUUCAAUUGAAUGGAAUAUCUUGAGUGUGGAAUUGGGGUUUACUUUUGGCUUUGGAAUUUACAUAUUCCCACUCAUUUUCUUGAAGAGAUGGAGAAUGUGGUAUUCCAACCAUGUGGAAAACAUCCUCUGCAAGAUUGUUCCUCAGCUUGAUUUUGUUUAUGUGCAUCGUGUGGGACAAAAUUAUAGAAUCAUGAGGUGGAACCCCUACUGA